This is a messenger RNA of Knipowitschia caucasica, 900 nucleotides long. The record is from the annotation of a GenBank genome assembly. Lineage: Eukaryota; Metazoa; Chordata; Actinopteri; Gobiiformes; Gobiidae.
AUGUCACAAGAUGCUGGGAGAGAGAAGGUGUUUCAAACCACUAAAGUUCGAACAUCAAUCAAAAGUGAUCUGAGCUGGAUCCAGAAAAUGAAGGAGGCAGAAAACAUAAAAGACAGCAGAGAUCCCCCAGAAGAACGCACACCCACUUUAUCAAGACAGCUUUCAUACGUGUUGAUGACAGCCAAGAAGUUUGAGCCGGCUACUUCUCCAGAAAAGGAAGUACAAAUUGGAAAGCAUUCGACUCCAAUUGAGACUCCAGAAGUGAUCCAAGAAAAUGUAGAAAUUGCUGUUCAAUCUGCCGGUGACGAUCAACCUGCCAUGGUAGAUAUUAAUCCAGAGGAGAUUUUCAAAGCAGAGCCUGUGGUGGUCAUGCCUUCCACAUGUGAAGCGGAGGAAAGUGGUCCCCUGGAGAAGGAAGUCACAGAGGAAAAUAUAUCUGAAGAAGCCACUGAGAUUGAGCCGAUACCUCUGGUUCCUUCUGUUGCCGGUGAAAAUCAGGCUGUUUUUGAUUUAAGUAAUGCUCUUGAAAUAGUUCCAACCAGCGAGAGCAAUGAAGAGGUUGGGAAGAUGGAAAUUACUCGUGCAAAUGAUGAAGCAACCGAUGUCAAAACUGUGAAAGAGUCCGAAGAGCCUGCUAACAAUAACGGAAGUUCACCGAGGUCUACGGAAACAAGUCCCAAGUCCUUUAUUAUGCGAGAUGGGCAAGAAGUGUGUUCCCAUUGUGACCAGUUUAUUGGACCAGUAAAGCUCACAGUUGAAUAUCCUCCCAUGUACCUCCACCCUGAGUGUCUGACGUGCGGAAAGUGCACACAAAACCUGGGGAACCUGCUGAUCCCCAUGUUUGAGCACAACCACUUGAUCUACUGCAGCGACUGCUACGACGUGGUCUACACUCUCUGA